GCGCCCUUCAGGCUUCAAUGCUUCUUUCGAAAGCGGGCAAACUCUGACAGCCUUCAGGUGAACUGUGCUCCUGGCUUGUUCAACGAGAUUGGUGCGUUUAGGAGGGCUUUGUCUAGCGGUAUAUCAUCCCUUCAAUCUUCGAGUUGAAGGUUCAUUGAGGUUAUUCUCCUUUGAUAACAUUUUCUAGAAAGACGAUUAAUACCACUCUUCUGCGACCGCGGGAAACAGCGGCUGAAGGGAUAAUUGAGUUGGCGUGACUGCACUGCGAGAAACCAGGACCCGAGAAACCAGGAAAGGCGGAAGCAGGAAAGGAAGGGGUCGAAACGGAAGGAUACAUAUAAGAACAGGGUUUGGGUAAGCUGUCAGAAUGGCGGCUGUUGGUGCCGUCGCCGACACGGCGAUGGCGGUCCGGGAGAAGCUGCAGGGAAAAGUGUCUACGGUCAAAGUAAGAAGAUACUGGCCGGGGAAGAGGCCAGAUUGGGCGACUGAGGCUGACGAUGCGGAUGACCUGGUUCCGAAGCAGCAAGUCAAGACAGGGUUUGAUCGCCCUACUGCCAGGGAAGACGCACGGUUACGGAGGCUUGCCGAGUCGCGGCGCGACCGCGAGGAGGCGGUCCAGCAGCACCGUGAGAUUCGUGCCGCGGAGGUCGUGACGACGCGCCGGCAGGAAGAGCACGAGAAGGAAGCGCAGCGGAAAGCGGAGCAAGAGGAGGAAGAAGACGAGGAGAAGAUCGAGGAGCGGCGGAGGCGGAUACGAGAACGCGCGCUGCAGAGGCGGGAGGAGGAGGAGGUGUUGCCACAGGAAGAAGAGGAAGAAGAGGAGGAAGAGUCCGAGUCCGAGUACGAGACCGACUCGGACGACUCAGACGCGGGCCCAAAGCUGCGCAAGCCAAUCUUCGUCCCGAAGGCCGAGCGAGAAACCAUCGCCGAACGGGAACGCCUAGAAGCCGCGGAAGACGCCCAGGAAGAAGAGCUCAAGAAACGGUUGGAGCAGCGGAAGAUCGAGACGAAGCAGAUUGUGGUCGAGGUGAUUCGGCAAGAAGAGGAGCGGGCGAAGAACCAGGAGGAAGAAGCGGAGGAUGUUGAGACGGACGAUGAGGUGAAUGAAGAAGAGGAGUACGAGGGGUGGAAGGCGCGCGAGCUCGCGCGGAUCAAGCGCGACCGGGCGGAGCGCACGGCUUUGGCGAAGGAGAAGGAGGAGCUGGAGAAGCUGCGGAGCAUGACGGAGGAGGAGCGCGCCGAGUACGAGCGGCGCAACCCCAAGGAGCAGACGCAGAAGACCAAGAAGAAGUGGAAGUUCAUGCAAAAGUACUACCAUAAGGGCGCCUUCUUCCAGGAGGAGCCGGACGACAAGUUUGGCACAGCGGGCUCGGCCGAGAUCUUCCGGCGCGACUUCUCGGAGGCGACGGGCGAGGACAAGCUGGACAAGAGCAUCCUGCCCAAGGUCAUGCAGGUCAAGCACUUCGGGCGCGCGGGACGCACGAAAUGGACGCAUCUCGUGGACCAGGACACGACGGAGUGGGACACGCCUUGGACCACCAACGACUUGCUGCGCGCAAAGUACAAUCAGAAGAUGGCGGCGAUGGCGCGGCCGAUCGAGAAGCCGAAGGGGAGCAAAAAGCUGAAGGACUGGGAGGAGCCGCAGCGGCGGUAUGGUUGAGGCUCGGGGUCUGGUAUGUCGGUGUUGCUUGUACAUAUAAGUCGGGCGAUGAGAGUGUGAAGGCACAGGCGUGGUUGUCCGGGCCUCCUUCUCUAAGCACGUAGUUUGCCUGCUCUCUUGCUUCAAUCCGUAGUCAAUGUCCGACGGCCCCAACUUAUGGUGCUCGAUGUGCAAUGGGAAAGGGGAUGAUCAUGGCGACUCUCUAAG
Messenger RNA from Klebsormidium nitens, 1867 nucleotides. The record is from the annotation of a GenBank genome assembly. NCBI's taxonomy places the organism in Eukaryota, Viridiplantae, Streptophyta, Klebsormidiophyceae, Klebsormidiales, Klebsormidiaceae.